AACCAUAAAGUUGCUUUGAAAAACAACAACUUUUGCAACUUACAAGUAACUUUCUUACGUCGAUAUAUUGUCAAUCAUAAAAUAUUUUGUUAUCUGAGAUUUCCGUAAAUAUUUUCUUUGUAAGCAAGAUGCAAUCUUCAUGAAGCGUAGCUUAUGCAGUAGUUGGUUAACAAGAUAUAAACAUGACGCUACCUCGUGGUUGUAAUGCAAUAAAAUCGAGAAAACUUUGGUGCAGUGAAGAUGUUCCAGUUCGGCUCAGCCUUCGUGAAAGAAUGGCACUCAAAGAAGCGGCUGCUUCAAACAAUUCCGACGUCACUCCACGUGACCGAAAAAUAAAAAGCGAUAGUAUACAACAAUAUAGAAAAUCACGUGACAUCGAAGAUGAAAUCGAGAAAACGACGCGACGUGUGGUUAGGAUAACAGAUGACGGCAAAGAAGAAGUGAAAGUGAGGGAAAGAAAAUAUCAGAAUGGAGAGAAAGAACAAGUUGUUAAAAGGUUAUCGAGAGAAAACGAAAAUAAAAUGGCAAUUGCUGAAGACAAAGAAGAAAAUGAAGCUGAGGACGUCAACAACAAUGAUCUGUCGUCUCGCGAUUCACGUCAAUCUCAAAACACUCGAAGAAACGAUUCAAAAAAUCAGGACAUAGCCAAUGGUGAUGAACGAUCAGCAAAAAGAGAAAAGCGUUACGAAGAAAAGAAAGAAACUGUUAAUGAUGACUCUUUCGUUCGACGAAUAAGACGCAGAAGACGUGACGUCGUAGAUGAGGAAGACGUCAAAACGAAUGAGAGAAAUAAAACCGACGAUAAAUUAGAAAUAACAUCCCGACGUGUCGAUCGUCUUGAGAAAAAAGUAGAAGACUCUUCUUACAAUGAAGAAACUGUAAUUAAAAAAUCACACGGAAAAGGAAAAGUGGAAGAACACACGAAAACAAAGAAAACUAGGCACUACCAUGACAACGGCGCUGACGUGAAAGAAGUAACUGAAAUAAAAGUCGAAACGUCAGUGACAAAGGAUAGUGAUAAUGAAUCAGAGACAAAAAUCGUUGCUAAAAUUAUAAACGGUGACGUUACCAAGCACUUGGAAAAGAAAUCUUCACGGCAUCACCAUGACGACGAUACCGACGUUGAAACUGUCUCUAUUACUAAUAUCGAUAAAAUAUCACAUGCAGAUAAUUCCGUCACUGAAAGUGAAGUCACGACAUUAAUAGAAACAUGUGUCAAUCCCUCCGAGAUUAAAAAUGGUGGCACAAAAAACACAAGUAAUAACGAAGAAAUAAAAGCACACAGAUUUAACAGAGCAGGCAGGAUGAUUGACGAUUUAGAUAAAGACACUGCUAAUAAACCAGUGCGUGUAAAUAAAAGACCAGAACCAAGAAGUGACAUUAAACCAAAAUCUGAUAAACUUGCAAAAAGAAGUAUAGUCAUCGAGGACGUGAUUGCAAAAGAGAAUGAACAAGGUGUUGAAAGUUGUAGUGCAAUGACUGAACAAGAGGAGGAGGUUAACGAAGUUAAAAAUGUAAAACUGCGUAAUAAAUUUGAGCCUAAAGAUCGACCAGCAUCUGUAGGUAAUUUUAAAUCCCGAUUCGAAAACAAGGACAAUGAUAAAACACAGACUAAGCGCCCCUUGUCUGUUGGCAAUGUUCGAGCUAAGUUUGAUCAAACGAAUAAAGCUGAAAGAAAAAGUAGAAACAUUCUUAGUAAUAAGGGAGUGAAUAAAACAAUUGAUGAAGACAAGGAAUUAGAAGUAAAAUUGAAAGAAACUGUCCCUAAGGAAGAAGAACAAGCUAUUGAAUUGAAGGACACAAAGAACAAUAAUUUAAGAAAUAAGUACGAAAAAAACGCAAGACCAACUUCUGUUGUGGAUUUUAAAUCAAAAUUUGAACCAAAAACCCAACAAAAAAGACCACUCUCCACAGGAACGUUUCCCUCCAAAUUCGGUUCAACCUCUUCCAAGAGUGGCGCAAAUGAACUGCAAGAUAAGUUGGGGAGACUGAAUGGCAAUAAAAACGUUAAUUUUAAAAAUAAAUUUGAAGGUAAUCAAAACAAACGGCCCGUGUCUGUUGGCAACUUUCGUUCGAAAUUCGAACCUAAAAGCAGUGAUAAUACAGAAAGUGAGAGGCCGCUUUCAGUUGGAAACUUUCAUUCAAAAACAGAGACAAAAGACAACAAACCUGAAGAUAAAGAAAAUAAAAUAACUGAAAAUAGAACAUAUGAAAAACCUUCAAGAGAAGACAAGAAAAUAAUUGCAAAGAACACAACCGUGAAGGAUGAUGAAAAUGGAAGGACUUUGGAAAGUGUGACCAAGUUAACUAAAGGGCAUGGUCAGUCUGCCCAGGAAAUAAGUCAAAUUAAGAAAGUUGAAACAAGUGACAAAGGUGGCAUGCAUAUAGAAAAAGUUACUACGGUAUCAGAAACGAAAACAGCAACUGGGAAGUACACAAGACGAACUAUCGAGACAAAAAUAGAAGCGAACCCAGAAAAGAAGGCUAAUGCGCCAUCCAAAAGUAUGGAAGCAAUUAUGAAAGAGCGAAAACAAAAACAAGAGGCUGCAAAGAAAUCUCAAGCAAAUCGAAUGGCAAAAGGAAAGAACAUGUUCAAGCAAAUGGACGCCAACGCCCAAGUUGGUCAGAAAGUCACAGUGAACUCAGGAGGUGGUGCAGCAAACAGUAACAUUGAAAAAUUGCUGAAAUGGAUUGCUAAGAGAAUUAACCAAUAUCCGGCUGUUCAUGUCAGCAACUUUACAUCAAGCUGGGAAGAUGGGAUUGCAAUGUGCGCUUUAAUGAACUACCUGUUAGGCGACAAGGCUAUUAAUCCACUUGCUGUUAGUACAACAGAUAAAAGAAAGAAUUUCCACAUGGCCAUUAAAGCAGCUACCGACGCAGGUGUACCAGCUUUGUUAGAUGCAGAUGAACUGGCAGAUCAUGAACUUGAUCGACGAUCCAUGAUCACCUACCUGCAUUUAGUAUACAAGAUAUUGUUUGCAGAUAAGCAAGAAAUAAAGUAAAAGCCAGAAGCUCGUCUGUUUAAUAUAAAAGACCUACGAUUUAUGUAUGUGGUUAGUCAAUAGCACAACACUUAACACUGUCAACUUUUGCACCCGUAGUCAGUUUGGAAAAAAAGAUUUUUAAAAGUUUAACAUGGAUAAUUGUUAUUGUUAUUACCAUCAUAAUGGAAUAUAACUGAGGAUAUUAUGAAAAUCAUGUUUUGCAUUAAUGAAUGCUUAUUUUAUAGUACUUUGCGUGUCAAUUAUUUAUUUAUUCGCUUUUCUUUGUUUGUUUGUUUAUUUGUUUGUUUGUUUCUUCGUUUUUUGUUAGUUUGUUAUUUUUUUGUUUUUUUGUUUUAUUCACUUUUUUUUUCUUUUUGGUCUUGGUCUCCCCUUAAAAAUCCCCUUAUAAAAGGAGGGUGGUAUGCAGUACCAAAUAUUAAAUAUAGAACUUCUAUUUACAUUUCGUAGUGGGUUUAUAUCGUUUUUGAUCUAAUCUCAAUAUGAUUUUGGACCAGUGUUACAUACUUACAACGACAGAUAUAAUCUGUACAAAUGUAAUUUUUGCGAUGUUGUCAGGUUUAAUAAAUAUAAUCUUUUUAAUGUAAUCAUUUGUUGUAUAUAUAUUGCGUUUUGUUAAGUAAAGUUAGAAGUUCAACAUACAUUGUCUUCUCUUUCUGCCAGUUUACAAUUUUGUUCUCCAAUUAAAGCAUUACAUUUUCAAUCCAAGAAGAAGAUUUCUUGGAUAUGUUUACUACCUCCUCCUCCUCUUCCUCCGCUUUUUUACUAUUUUCUACUAUGGUGCAUGACUAUGAUACUUACUGAAUUAUUAUACUUGUACUUAGACACCUGCCUACUGAAUAUUUAGGUCCUAACUCUCAGAAACUUCAAAUUUCAUCAUUAGUCAAAACUACCCUUUAAAUUU
This is a messenger RNA of Hydractinia symbiolongicarpus, 3906 nucleotides long. RefSeq names its product repetitive organellar protein-like. The record is from RefSeq and is a predicted model, not a curated record. Gene Ontology annotation, biological process: actin cytoskeleton organization. The coding region runs from base 183 to 3002 and encodes 939 amino acids. Gene Ontology annotation, molecular function: protein binding. Gene Ontology annotation, cellular component: microtubule organizing center; filamentous actin. NCBI's taxonomy places the organism in Eukaryota, Metazoa, Cnidaria, Hydrozoa, Anthoathecata, Hydractiniidae. The transcript has 7 exons.